Cadophora gregata is the source of this 357-nucleotide messenger RNA. RefSeq lists its product as uncharacterized. Bases 1 to 357 code for a protein of 118 amino acids. Lineage: Eukaryota; Fungi; Ascomycota; Leotiomycetes; Helotiales; Ploettnerulaceae. The transcript has a single exon. The record is from RefSeq and is a predicted model, not a curated record.
AUGCUUGGGCUGAUUAUUAGGAAAUUGAUAGAGCGAUGGUACUGGACGGACGUUUUCUGGGGUGGGAAUAGAGAUAUCGUCCUGGUGGAGAACUUGGCCGAGACUAAUACGACGAAGGAUAGGAAGAGAAAUAAGCGGGAGAUUGGGAAGAUUUUUCAGUGGUUGGGAAGGGGUGUUGUUCGGCAGGAUGAAAGGAGAGAGGAAGAGAUGGUGGAGAUGCAGAGGAAGUUUGAGGAGCAGCAGGAGGAGGGAGGCAAGAAGGAGGGAGAGAGUAAAACGGAGGAAAACGAGACAGAAGGGGAGGAAGGAGACGAGACUGGAGAAGUUGAGACCGAGGAAGAUAGGAUCGAAGGCUGA